Molecule: messenger RNA, 3856 nt
Organism: Oncorhynchus kisutch (coho salmon)
Lineage: Eukaryota; Metazoa; Chordata; Actinopteri; Salmoniformes; Salmonidae
Product: pantothenate kinase 3
Exons: 8
Coding region: 451-1776 (441 amino acids)
Biological process (GO): coenzyme A biosynthetic process
Cellular component (GO): cytosol; nucleus
Molecular function (GO): pantothenate kinase activity; ATP binding
Source: RefSeq, a predicted model, not a curated record
AAUAUUGUCCAAUGACAUGACUAGAACGGUCAUGGCUAGAAGGGAUCCAGCUUUUGUAAAAACAAAAAAUAAAAUGUCACAUUUUAACUUUUCGAAUUAUCGUAACAGGAUAAUUAGGUUAAUGUUAUGAAAAUGGUUUAGAGUUAGAUUAAAUGCAACAACAAAAAAAUAUAAUUUUUGACGUUAAUUUGAUCAAAAACUAGAUCUCUUUGACCGACUGGAACAUGUUGUUGAAGAGACGUUUAGGUUAGAAGGAAUUGGCUCAGAGCUCAUGUCACUCUUCAGCAUCAUCUUGUUGUGAAAACGAAAUGACAUUAAAAACGAACUAAAUUAUAGCUAAAACAGAUCCAUUUUCAUUUAGCUAUCUUGUCAGCUUGAGAUAUUAUCUCAGUCGGAACGCAGAAUUUAAUACUAAUUGUAUAUCAAGACGUCAUUCUUCAAUUGUAUUCAAUGGAAAAACGGAAUGGCCACCACGGCGAGAAUGAACCGGAGACCGGGGAAAACGAAGAAACGGCGCCUGCUCCACCGAAACAGUCGUGUUCAAGGAGUGACGAGUCGAAUAUUUUUAUAUUGGACGGUAACAACACGGAGACGACCACGACCGGGGGUUGUGCCACUACCGACGAACGACGCACAUCUACAUCCAACUAUUCGUCGAGGCAAAAGAUUGACUCCCUGGGAAAAAUCAGGCCACCCUUCCCAUGGUUUGGGAUGGACAUUGGUGGCACCCUGGUGAAGCUGGUCUACUUUGAGCCCAAGGAUAUCACAGCUGAGGAGGAGCAGGAGGAGGUAGAGAACCUAAAGAGCAUCCGGCGCUACCUGACCUCCAACAUAGCCUACGGUAAGACUGGGAUCAGAGAUGUUCACCUGGAGAUGAAGGACCUGACGAUAUGCGGACGCACAGGGAACCUCCACUUCAUCCGCUUCCCCACCCAGGAUCUGCCGGCCUUCCUACAGAUGGCACGCAACAAACACUUCUCCAGCCUCCACACCACCCUCUGUGCCACCGGAGGGGGUGCCUACAAGUUUGAGUUCGACUUCCGCCAGAUGGCUGAUCUCCAGCUGCUGAAGCUAGAUGAGCUGGACUGUCUGAUACGAGGUGUUCUCUACAUAGACUCAGUGGUGUCCAAUCCUUCAGAGUGUUACUACUAUGAGAACCCUACAGACCCUGAACACUGUGUCCAGAAACCCUUCACUCUGGAGAACCCUUACCCUCUACUGCUGGUCAACAUCGGCUCUGGCGUCAGCAUUCUGGCCGUCUACUCCAAGAACAACUACAAACGAGUAACUGGGACCAGUCUGGGUGGAGGGACAUUCCUGGGGCUGUGCUGUUUACUGACUGGCUGCUCCAGCUUUGAGGAGGCUCUGGAGAUGGCGUCGCAGGGGGAGAGCACGCACGUGGAUAAGCUAGUGCGGGACAUCUACGGAGGGGACUACGAGCGCUUCGGCCUCCCCGGCUGGGCUGUGGCCUCCAGUUUUGGGAACAUGGUGUGUAAAGAGAAGCGGGAGUCCAUCUCUAAAGAGGAUCUAGCCAGAGCCACCCUGGUCUCCAUCACCAACAACAUCGGCUCCAUCACCAGGAUGGUUGCGCUCAACGAGAACAUUGAGAGGGUGGUGUUCGUAGGGAACUUCCUGAGGGUGAACACCCUGUCCAUGAAGCUGCUGGCCUACGCCAUGGACUACUGGUCUAAAGGCCAGCUGAAAGCCCUGUUCCUCAGACACGAGGGCUACUUCGGAUCAGUCGGGGCUUUGCUGGAACUCCUGGAUCCAUCCUGAUUGCUACGGUGGCCCUGAAGGUCAAACUAGCACUUAAGACCCAAGGACUGCUCUCACCCAAAGCCAGACUCACACUUAGACUGUUAAACCAAAGACCGUCCAUCCAGCAGGACCUUUACACUUUUAUCCUCCACACACUAUUGGUGUGGUGUGCUUGCCUGUACAAGUAGCCAGGUAGGUAGCCAGGUAGGUAGGCUGUAUAGUAGAUAAGUAGGUAGGCUGUAUAGUAGACAAGUAGCCUGGUCCGUCUGCAUACGUUUGACAGGAAUAUGAAUCCCACCAGGAACGACCACCACUGUUGCCUUCACUGCUGGAUAAUCACAUGUCUGUUUGACAUGUUUAAUAUAAUUGCUUGAUUGCUCUGUCGCCAUCAGCAGCCGAUGGCUCAGCUCUAGAUGUUGACCUCCAUAGAAGGCUCCAUGGCUGGGGCCCAAUGGGCAUUCUACUGGCACUCGCGUCAGGGUUCAUUCCCAGCCAAUACAGGAAAGUACAUUGACGUUCUGAUUCUCUUCAAUGCUUUUCAUUUAGGAAAAUGUGGAAUUUGGUUUACUUUCUGAAUUAACAGGAAUUGUAAUGGAAUUGAUCUCAACCCUGAUUUACUGUUACGUUUAAAUUCAUUUUUUAUUUUUUACUAUGGUUUACUGUGACAUUUUUCAGCUCAGCUGCAAAGUAAUUGCUACAUAUUGAUGGAAGAGAUUUUGAUUGAUAUCUGACAAUGGCAAAUGGAAUAUUUGUGGGUCUGUUUUGGACAUUAAUGUUAAGUUUUUCACCUGGAUGAACUGUUACCAACGAAUCUGACUCUUAUUCAACUUUACAUGAUAGUUAAACAUUUCGUCUUUAUUCUGCCUUGAGACAAUCUCUCCUCUCUCUCUCCUCUAUCUGUGUCUCUCUCUGUCUCCCUCUGUCUCCCUCUGUCUCUCUCUGUCUCCCUCUGUCUGUCUCUCUCUCUCUCUCUCUCUGUCUCACUCUGUCUUGCUCUCUCUCUGUCUCUCUCUGUCUCUCUCUCUGUCUGUCUCACUCUGUCUUGCUCUCUCUCUGUCUCUCGCUCUCGCUGUCUCUCUUGCUGUUUCGCUCUGUCUUGCGCUCUCUCUCCCUCUGUCUGUCUUGCUCUGUCUUGCUCUCUCUCUCUCUGUCUGGCUCUCGCUGUUUCGCUCUGUCUUGCUCUCUCUCUGUCUCUCGCUCUCGCUGUCUCUCUCUUGCUGUUUCGCUCUGUCUUGCGCUCUCUCUCCCUCUGUCUGUCUUGCUCUGUCUUGCUCUCUCUCUCUCUGUCUGGCUCUCGCUGUUUCGCUCUGUCUUGCUCUCUGUCUGUCUCUUCUCCCCCCCAUACUAGUUUCAACUGUUGUCAUUAUUAGGCCUACUUUAACUACUUUUUAUUCAGAUCACUAUGCCAACAGGUACUCUUCCUGGAGUCCAUACACAUAACUAAAAAUAAAUUAGUUUAAAUAAGACACGGUAGUAGACAACACAACACUUUCAGGGAUCUGGAUAUGCUGUAUUUGUGCAGUAUAGGGGUUUUAAAGGGGAGUCCUGGGUCGGACUCCCCUUUGCCUCCAGAACACCCUGAAUUCUUCGAGGCAUGGAAACGUUGCUUAAUUGGUAUCAAGGAAAAUAUUAUCCACACCAUUACACCACCGCCACCAGCCUGUAAUCAUAUACAUGCUUUAGUCCUAUCCCAAAGGCAAGUAACGUACACAAGUUGGUUGUGUUCAGUCUCAUCAAAUCAGCUGUAUAUAUACUAGUGCUUCACGUUCAGCUAAAUAAAUUCUGUUAAGUGCCUGGUAUGUUGUAGUCUAGGAAAGGUAGAAAUACAGACAAUCGUAUGAAGACAUGCUUUUUUGAAAUCAGACCUGUCUUUGACUCCAUACACCAAGUUCUCUCUGGUGAUGUACAAUAUACUUUUUUCUUUUUUUUAUUACUAAAUAUUUGUAAUAAAUGUUGUGUCAUAAAUUAUUUGAAUAUCAUUUUCUGAGGUGAUGCUUAUUUAUUUGAUAAUAGCAAAUUCUGCAAUGGAAAUCUACAAGAUAUGUGUUUUUCGAUUUUGACAUAAAAUAAGAGGAAUAAAAAUGUAUUUAAAAAAUCA